Anolis carolinensis (green anole) is the source of this 3030-nucleotide messenger RNA. RefSeq names its product TAR DNA binding protein (gene tardbp). Gene Ontology annotation, biological process: regulation of gene expression. The record is from RefSeq and is a predicted model, not a curated record. Gene Ontology annotation, molecular function: RNA binding. Gene Ontology annotation, cellular component: nucleoplasm; chromatin. The transcript is spliced from 6 exons. The coding region runs from base 176 to 1423 and encodes 415 amino acids. Lineage: Eukaryota; Metazoa; Chordata; Lepidosauria; Squamata; Anolidae.
GUGUGGUUCAUUCCGGGCCCGACGCUUCAUCUUGACGCUUCUUGACGCCAUUUUGUCGGCAGGAGAGGAAACGGGGGCCUGGGUCCGGAGGAAGCGUUUCUGGAUUCUCUCAACGUCGCCGUCGGUUAUUUAUCGUCUCUUUCUGGCCUCGGGCCGCUGCAUCAUCACGGCGGAGAUGUCGGAGUACAUCCGGGUGACGGAAGACGAGAGCGAGGAGCCCAUCGAGAUCCCAUCCGAAGACGAUGGGACGGUGCUUCUCUCUACGGUCACGGCUCAGUUUCCAGGAGCAUGUGGCCUGCGCUACAGGAACCCCGUGUCGCAGUGCAUGAGAGGAGUCCGAUUGGUGGAAGGCAUUCUACACGCCCCAGAUAAUGGCUGGGGAAAUCUCGUCUACGUUGUGAAUUAUCCCAAAGACAACAAGAGGAAAAUGGAUGAGACAGAUGCCUCAUCAGCUGUCAAAGUGAAACGAGCCGUUCAGAAAACUUCUGAUCUGAUUGUGUUGGGCCUUCCCUGGAAGACAACAGAACAGGAUUUGAAGGAAUAUUUCAGCACAUUUGGAGAGGUUCUCAUGGUGCAGGUAAAGAAAGACAUCAAAACUGGCCACUCAAAGGGCUUUGGUUUUGUAAGAUUCACAGACUAUGAAACCCAGGUGAAAGUCAUGUCUCAGCGCCACAUGAUAGAUGGAAGAUGGUGUGACUGUAAACUCCCAAAUUCUAAGCAAAGUCCAGACGAACCUUUGCGUAGCAGGAAGGUGUUUGUUGGGCGUUGCACCGACGACAUGACUGCAGAUGAGCUCCGUCAGUUUUUUUCGCAGUAUGGAGAAGUGGUCGAUGUCUUCAUUCCCAAACCUUUCAGAGCUUUUGCCUUUGUUACAUUUGCUGAUGAUCAGGUUGCCCAGUCCCUUUGUGGCGAGGACUUGAUCAUAAAAGGAAUCAGCGUCCAUAUAUCCAAUGCUGAACCUAAGCAUAAUAACAGUAGACAACUAGAAAGAGGUGGAAGAUUUGGUGGUAAUCCAGGAGGCUUUGGGAAUCAGGGGGGAUUUCCUAACCGGGGGGGAGGCGGCGGAGGAGGCGGGUUGGGAAACAACCAGGGAAGUAACAUGGGGGGUGGGAUGAACUUUGGGACGUUUAGCAUCAACCCUGCCAUGAUGGCGGCGGCUCAGGCGGCGCUCCAGAGCAGCUGGGGGAUGAUGGGCAUGCUAGCUAGCCAGCAAAACCAGUCCGGGCCAUCUGGGAACAACCAGCCCCAAGGCAAUAUGCAGAGAGAGCAGAAUCAGGGGUUCAGUUCAGGGAGCAAUUCCUAUGGGAGCUCCAACUCAGGCGCAGCAAUAGGGUGGGGCUCAUCAAACACAGGCUCUGGCAGCGGGUUUAAUGGCGGUUUUGGCUCAAGCAUGGAUUCCAAAUCAUCUGGCUGGGGCAUGUAGACAACGUAACACUGAUUCUGUGGCGGGAAAUCAGAUUCCCCCCUCCCCCUAGAGCUCCUGGUAAGUAUAUAAUGACAUGCAUAUACUAAAAAAAAAAAAAAGACGGGAGUGGGGGGAUCCAAAUCAAUUUGUUCAGCGUGUAGUAUAUUUCAACAGUAUUUUUGACACAUUUUUUUCUUUUGUAAGGAGGGGAAAAAAAAGAAAAGAUUAAAUGGAAUUUUAUAGGUUUUGUUACCAUGAGUUGGAAUACAUGAGUUGGGAUAUGGAGUGGUUUGAAAGUGAACUGCUGUUUUGCCUGAUUUGGUAAACAGACGCGCUGCAAUUUGAUAGGAAUUUGUAAAAAAAAAAAAUGACACACAAAAAUAUCUAAAUUCCUCAUUUCCUAGUCAGCUGAGAUUUUUGCAUGUUUCAAAAAUGCAAGCCAUUUUUCAGAAACUGCAUCCUUUGUCCUUGUUAGCUUUUUUUCUUUUCUUUUUUUUAAAAAAAAUUAAUUUGAUCCCCCGCCAUAAGAAUUUCUCUCUCUCUUUCUCUCCCUUCCCAUUCCCCCAAAUGUCCUGUGUGGAGAAUGCAAUGUUGGUGUCGGCUUUUUUUCCUUUUAACACUGUCUCCCCUCCUCAUACUAAAGUACGGUAUGAAGACCUCAUUUAAUCCUUGCAGUUCAUCUCAUUUCAAAAAAAAAUGUUUGGAAGAAGCACUUCAUUGAGAGAGAAAAAAAAAGCAGUGCAGUAAAAUUCAAAAAAAUCAAAACACACUCAAAAAAACCAAAAGCCUGCCUUAGGAAUACUCCUGCCUCCAUGCUUUCCUCAUUCAAGACUCCCUUCAUCAUGCUGCACAUGCUACUACGUCUUAAGACGGUGGGUGUUCCAUUUUUAUCCGCUACUCUUUUUUUAUUUCAUGGAGAGUCGUAUUCAACGCUAUGAACGCAAGGCUGUGAGAUGGAAACCGGAAGGCUUGUCUGAACUUUUGGAAACCUUGUGUGGGCUUGGAUUGGUGGUGCCGAGGAAUGAGAGGGCAUGGUAUGUGCGAGAAAAAGGAGGAGGCGCAUGCAGAGAGAGACUUGGUGAUGCAUUAUGGGAUAUUCUUUAAAAAGUAUUUUUUUCCCCUUGGCACGAUGUCCCUCGAUCCUGUGGCUUUGGUGAGAGAGUGUGCGGAGAGCAAUGGGAGCGGACGUACGAGUGUUUUGUUUUUUCUCUUGGCAUUCAGACGGACAUCCCAAUCUGGAAGAACUUAGGGGGCGGGGGGCUUUUUACUUAGUUAACCAAUUAGUUGAAUGUGUUAAGUGACAAGAAUAUCUGUAAUUUUUUUCUCCUUUAUGUCAACUCUGCUGUGAAUGCUGUAUGGUGUGUGUUCCUUUCUGUUCAAUGAUCCUGUAAGUGUGGUAAUGUGACUUGACGGUGGGGCUUUUUGGAUGGGGACGUCUGGCUCGGCGGGGUGCUUUGCGGACCUUGUAGCAAAGCGCUCUCCUGAGCUCAGAGGUUCCCUUGUGGGUGGAAGUUUCUCUGUCUGUAAGAUAUCCAUAUGAAUGCUGUUUGCUGCAGUUCUGUGUUUGGAUGCUUUUAUAAGAUUUGUCAAUGUAGGAAAUUCUUAAAUAAAACUGAUUUAAGUAA